AUGGUGGUGAUGGUGGUGGUGGUGGUGGUGGUGACCGCCGUGGCCAUCAUGAUUGUGAUAUUGGCUGUGUCCAUGAGCAUGGACGGAGUGGUUACCAUGGUUGUGCUCAUGCGCUUGGCCGGCGUGGUCACCAUGACUGUUUUCAUGCCCAUUGCCGGCAGCGUGGUCACCGUGCCUAUGUUCACACGCAUGGCCGCCGUCGUCGCCAUGGUCAGCAUGGGUGUGACUUGGCCCGUGGCCGUGCGCAUGGCCAUUCUGUGCCCGGCAGUGGACGGAGAUCUCGCAUUGGAGGAACCAGGGAUAGGAGGGACGAGAGGACCCGACGCUGUCCCUUCUCCACGCCCCGCCGAUCAACAACAAUCGAGUACACGGAAUCUGAGGCCGCAGUUUCUGGGGGCGCAGCUGCUGCGGACCGGCGGGGAGGCGAAAGGAUAA
Spirodela intermedia is the source of this 435-nucleotide messenger RNA. The record is from the annotation of a GenBank genome assembly. NCBI's taxonomy places the organism in Eukaryota, Viridiplantae, Streptophyta, Magnoliopsida, Alismatales, Araceae.